Messenger RNA from Anthostomella pinea, 1926 nucleotides. The record is from the annotation of a GenBank genome assembly. Lineage: Eukaryota; Fungi; Ascomycota; Sordariomycetes; Xylariales; Xylariaceae.
AUGCUCGCCCCGAAAAGAUGGCUCAAGUAUGCUGCGCUCGUAGUGUUCGUGACGACACUGUCGCUCUAUUUGAUUUUAUACCAGAACACCGAAAGUAUCUCCCGUCUGCCUCCGAGCACCGCAGCCUGGACAGGCAGCCCAACGGACGGACCUGAGAGCGCAGGCAGCAAGGAUGUACCACCAGGCUCCUCACCAGCCAAGACCGACGACGGCCAUCCGAUAUCAGACCUAAUCGAGAGCGCAUACGCGAGCUUCGCCGAGCUGCUCGGGAAGCGGUCCUGGAGUCUGUCGCAAGCCUCGGCGCGGUAUCGCGAGCGCCGCGGCCGCCACCCCCCGCCGGGCUUCGACAAGUGGUUCGAGGCGGCGCAGAGCAACAAUGCGAUAAUUGUGGAGGAGUUCUUCGAUCGCGUCUACCACGACAUCAACCCCUUCUGGGGCGUCGAUCCCCUCGAGAUGCGCCGGCGCGCGCACAUGGUGGAGCCCGUCAUUCGCGUCCGAGACGGCAAGAUAGCGCACUUGGAAGGCGACGACAAGAACUUAGCGGGUAAUGAGCGGGUGGUGCUGUGGUCGAAACUGGUUGAGGAGAUGUUGCCGCAUCUGCCGGAUCUGGAUAUGCCGAUCAACGUCUUUGACGAGUCUCGGAUGCUCGUGCCCUGGGACAACAUCACGGAAUACAUCGCAAAAGAGCAGGAUGCGCGCGCGCAGGGAAUCUUGCCACCCGCCGAAACGACGGCUAAGUACACGGCCUACUCCGACACGGACUUGGACUCGGAGCGGUAUAAUCCCAGCUGGGUUGACGAUAAGACGGACAUGUGGGAUUACGUCGCCCGCGCAUGCCCGCCCGACAGCCCGGGCCGGCAGCAGAAGAGCCUCGAGACAGCCACGGGCUCCAUCGACGACCUCUUCCCCACCAGCCCGAUGCCAUUCACGAAAGACGGCUUCAUCGCCAACUUCACACAAGCGCAGGACCCGUGUCUGCAACCCCACCUGCGCGGCAUGCACGGCACGUUCGUCGAGAGCUUCAGCAUGGCGGUAUCGACGGAGGACCUGUUCCCCAUCUUCAGCGGGUCCAAGAUCACGGCGAACAACGACAUCCUGAUCCCCGGCGCCAUGUACCUGUCCGAUCAGGUGCGCUACUCCGGCGGCGCGGACUACGGCGGGCCCUGGGCCGCGAAGAAGACCGGCUUGGUGUGGAGGGGCACGGCGAGCGGCGGCCGCAACCAGGAGGACAACUGGUGGCACUACCAGCGCCACCGCUUCGUGCAGAUGACGAACGGGUCGGCCGUCGCCCGCGCGGAGGCCUCUGGGGAUGAUGCCGAGGAAUCCGGCCCCACCACCUUCAACCUCCGCGCUGCCGGGACGUACGACGUCCCGGCGCAACGGGAAGCCCGACUGGGGGCCUGGGUGGACGGGUGGAGCGACGUCGGGUUCAACCGCCUCGACUGCUGGCCCGAGCGGCACAACUGGCUGGGCCGCCUUAAGGUCGACUGUCCAUAUACUGACCCAUUCUUCGCGCUCGUGGGGUCCAAGUCUAUGCAAGAGCAAUACAACACCAAGUUCCUCCCCGAUGUGGACGGCAACUCGUACUCGGCGCGCUGGCGGGGGUUCCUCUUGAGCACGAGCUGCCCGCUCAAGGCGACCGUCUAUGCCGAGUGGCACGACGACCGCAUGGUGCCCUGGCUGCACUUCGUGCCCUUCGAUAAUACGUUCAUGGAUAUCUAUGCCGUCAUGGACUAUUUCCUCAGCGGCCACGAUGCGCAGGCGCAGCGUAUUGCGGAGGAGGGCCAUGAUUGGGCCCAGAAGGUGUUGCGGCGGGAAGACAUGAUGCUGUAUGUUUGGAGGCUGCUGUUGGAAUAUGGGCGGGUGAUGGACCCGAAUAGAGAUACUCUAGGUUUCGUCGACGACUUGUCGGGCACGCCGUCUUAG